CUCCUGCUCCACCUGCUCUGUGCCGUGCACCUGCGUCUGCGGCCGGCCUCUCUUCCCGCCAGCAGCGUCGCCCAGCCCUCGCACGGCACGGCGCCGGCAUGCCGUUCCGCCCAGCCGUCGCCAGCGUGGCGCUGCUCUCCAAGGCGCUCUGCUCGACGUGGUGGGCGCGCAGCGUGACGGUGCGCGGCCUUGACGGUUUUCUCGCGCGCCUGUACGACGAGCGCCGCCGCGCCGAGGGCCGGGGCCUGCUGACGUAUGCCAACCACAUCUCCGUCAUGGACGACCCCGGCCUCUUUGGUUGUCUGCCGUUCCGCACCUUUCUGCGGCCCGAGACGACGCGCUGGACGCUCGGCGCCGCCGAUGUCAUGUUCACGAACCCCGUCUUUGCGCACUUCUUCCGCGCCGGCCAGGUGCUGCCGACGGACCGCGGCCGCGGCGUCUUCCAGCCGGCGCUCGACGCCGCGCUCGACCGCCUCGCCGCCGGCGACUGGGUGCACCUCUUUCCCGAGGGCUACGUCAAUAUGAGCCGCCGCGCCCUCUGCCGCCGCUUCAAGUGGGGCAUCGGGCGGCUGCUGCUCGAGGCCGAGCCGCACGCGCGGCCAGUCGUCUGUCCCAUCUGGAUCGAGGGCUUCGACUCGGUCAUGCCCGAGCCGCGCGGCCCGCCGCGCUGGUUCCCGCGCCCUGGCGCCGACCUGCAGAUCACCUUUGGCGAGCCCGUCGAGGAUGCCCUCGAGCCGCUGCUGCGCCCCGGCGCCCUGCUCGAGCUCGCCGACACGCACCCGGCGCCGCCGGCCGCGUCGUUUCCCCCGCCGACGCCGCUUGCUGCGCCGCCGUCCGGAGGGUAUGCCCUGCCGCUGGCCGGCUCGCGCUCGCAGCGCAGCCUGGCGCUCGGCGGCGACAGCCCCGAGAUGCGGGAGCGCCGCAGCGCCGUCGCCCGCAAGCUGCGCGAGGAGCUGCUGCUGCUCGGCGAGCGCGCCGGCGGGCCGGGCGUGCGCCAGCUGGCGCACCGAGCCAUGAAGGAGGAGAGCGCUUAGGACCUGGCAAGCACCCAUAGAGACGCACUGCAACCCGACUCGCUAAUCGCAAUCGCAUAGAGCCAGCAGCACAGGGACGGAUAAUG
Tilletiopsis washingtonensis is the source of this 1120-nucleotide messenger RNA. Its product is annotated as acyltransferase-domain-containing protein. Lineage: Eukaryota; Fungi; Basidiomycota; Exobasidiomycetes; Entylomatales. Bases 99 to 1034 code for a protein of 311 amino acids. The transcript is spliced from 5 exons. Gene Ontology annotation, molecular function: 1-acylglycerophosphocholine O-acyltransferase activity. Gene Ontology annotation, cellular component: mitochondrial membrane. The record is from RefSeq and is a predicted model, not a curated record. Gene Ontology annotation, biological process: cardiolipin acyl-chain remodeling; inner mitochondrial membrane organization.